AUAAAAUACCCGAACCCGACUCGAAAUGUAGAAAUACCCGAAUGGGUUCUAUACCUUUAUACUGAAAUACAUGAUACGAACCCGAACGUGUAUCCGAACGCACACCCCUACGAUAUAUGAUCAUUUGUAUCUUGCUUGAACAAAAAAAAUUUAAACCAUUGAUCACAAAAUUUUCAAUGUGGGAUUUUUACCAUUUUUAGUAAUUUAUAGUCAUUUUUAAAAAUUCAAAAUAUAACAUAUAAGAAAAAAUCUAAUUUUUUAUUAUAUGCUUAAUGUGAUUUUUAAUUUCUUUUAAUAGUAUAAAAUUAAACAAAAAGGAGAGGUUAGAAAAGUUGUUAUUAAAUAUGUAUUAUUCAUAAUCAUUAAUUAUCAUAUAUAUGUUAAUCAUAUUAGGUAAUUCCGCAGCUUUUAUUUAAGGAAAGAAAAAAUAUUGUUUUGUACACUACUAAUUAAUUUGAUAGUUAGUUUAAUAAAAAGCAUAGUAUAAGUUUAUAUGGACCAACUUAUUUUUCUAACAAUUAUAAGAAUUAUUUUCGUGAUGACGUCGUGUGGCACAAAAAUAUGUUGUAAUGCUCGAGGAUUAAUGUACAUGGGAUGUUUAUUCACCAUGUACCCAUUAUCUUUAUUUUUCAUUGUGUGCUUUAAUUUGGAAUGUCUCAUCAACACUUUGAUGUUAUAUAUCCUUUAUCAGUUGAGUAGGGCAUGAUUUUGUUUUCUUAUAAACGUUUAUUUGAUGCACAUUAUCUUUAUUUUCAACAUGAUGGUUUAAUAAGGUUUUUAUGUCACGUGAAAUUUUUUGUAAAAUCCCCUAAAGUUAAUCUAAAUGAACCAAGAAGUUUCAUUCACCUUGACCAUAUUCAUCUUACGUUUGGAUUUCAUAUCCUCUUUUUAUAUAUGCUAUGCUUUUGAUGCUAUUAAAAUUUUCUUGUCUCACCGAUCCUAUAAUAUUCUAUCAUGUUCCAUAUUUUUGUCGAAGGAUCUUCAAUCGCUUAUUGAUAUUCUUUAUUUAUUAGAUUCGGUUGAUUGUGUCGUAAAGUGGAAGUUGCUUCAAAAUAAACAUGUCUUGUAUUACUGCUUUCUCUUUUGUCGGCAAAUACAAUAUUACUUUAGAUAGUGAAAAUUGGUUAUUAGUUGUUGUUUAGAAAGAAAUAAAAUUUUAGAUAACAUAAUUAAUCAAAAAAUACUCGUAAGCUAAACCUCAUGUAAGUUUAUGUAUAUAUGAUGCUUCAAACACACGUGUGUGGUGUGGGGGUGAGGAGAGGUUGGGUCUUGUUCUUGUCUUUGACUCUAACCAGUCUUUUUCGAUGCAUUUUUCUUCACUCACAAGUCUAUCAUCAUGUUUUUAACGAAGACAUGUUUAUUUAUUUUUAUUUUAUGCACCUCUUGCUUCUUCUUCACAUCCCUAUUUCUUCUCUCUCUCUACUCUACCCAUCAAUCUCAACAAACACUUCUCUAUCUCCUUUUCACAUCCAUUACACAUAUUCAUAUCAUUCCAAAGCAAUCCCCACAAAUCAUAUCAUCAUCUCUAUCCAUCCUUCUCACAACCUCUCCAAAUUCUAAAUCUCUCUCUGUGUGUAGUCUUACUUCAAAAAGACUCCACAACUCCAAAUGAUGAUGAGGAAUCAGGACAUUACUACGAUCAGAGACAAGAACAAGGCCAGUAAUGCAUGUGGUGGUAAUAACAACAAACCGAAGCUAAGAAAGGGACUUUGGUCUCCUGAUGAAGACGAGAAGCUCAUAAGGUAUAUGUUGACCAAUGGACAAGGAUGUUGGAGUGACAUUGCUAGGAAUGCUGGUCUCUUACGUUGUGGCAAAAGUUGUCGCCUUCGUUGGAUCAAUUACUUGAGGCCUGAUCUUAAACGUGGUUCUUUCUCUCCUCAAGAAGAAGAUCUCAUCUUCCAUUUGCAUUCCAUUCUUGGUAACAGGUGGUCUCAAAUAGCCACUCGGCUUCCAGGAAGGACAGACAACGAGAUCAAAAACUUUUGGAACUCGACAUUGAAGAAGAAGCUUAAGAACAACAACACUUCUUCAGGUUCAUCACCUAAUAAUAGUAAUAGUAAUUCUUUGGAACCAAUAGAUCAACAUGUGGACAUGGGAGGCAACUCAAAUCCAAUGAUGAAUAGCCAUCAUCAUCAAGAUGACAUGAUGAUAGUGGGGAACACCAUGCAUAUGGAAUCUUCUUCAUUUCAUGCACCCGUGGUUAGUGGUGUGGGAUUAAACCAGCUUGAUCCAUUGAUAUCAGUAACGGAUCAUAACCGAUAUCAACAAAUGGCAAACACAGGGAACAACAACGUUAAUGGGUUAGGAGAUUAUGGAAGCGCAGUUCUUGAUCCGAUCAGCAAUAGAGCAUCAGUAGAAAACGAAUGGUUUCUUCCACCGUCCGAGAAUACCAAUGGCAUUGCUUGUGCCACAAGCAACAACCUAAACUUAGAAGCCCUUGAUCCUUGCUUCGGUAGCAAAAAUAUGUGUCAUUCAGAAAGCUUCAAAGUAGGGAACAUUAUGGGUAUGGAGAAUAGUUCUUGGGAAAUAGAAAACCCUAAAAUCGGAGAUUGGGAUUUGGAUAGUCUCAUCGAUAACAACUCUUCUUUCCCCUUCCUUGAUUUCCAAGUUGAAUGACAAAUAUCCUCUCUCGCAUUCUAUCUUCUUUUUUUUCUCAUUGGUUCUUAUUCAUUCUUCUAUACAUAUUUUUUUUAUAUAAAUGACGGUAAAUUCAUCUUCAGAGCUCGUUUUGAAGUUGGUCAUCUCUAUUCUAAGAGUCAUUUUUCUUUUUUUUAAGCAAAAAGUCUUCUUUCCAUAAAAUUUGGUAUAUUCUCUUGUCCAUCUAUGUCCCCAUCACAUGUCUAUUAUCCACAAUAAGAUUGUUCUUGGAAGCGAGAUGUAUAUGCAUAUAUAGUUUAUAUCUAUAGGACGAGAGUUACCAUGCAUGGUUUAGUACAUGAAACGUGAAUAGGAAGGGUACAUUGAGACUUUAUUUGCUGCGGAAGUACUUAAAUAAUGAUGGUCCACGCAAUGAGUUGAUUAGUUGGUUUAUUUGUAUAGCUUUCUCUUUGCUUUUCAAUUCUUUUUUUUUUUUUGUACAAAUCCGAGUUUGAUGUGUAAAACACGGUUCGUAAUAACAAAGCACUAUAUCUUUCA
Molecule: messenger RNA, 3135 nt
Organism: Brassica napus (rape)
Lineage: Eukaryota; Viridiplantae; Streptophyta; Magnoliopsida; Brassicales; Brassicaceae
Product: transcription factor MYB83
Exons: 2
Coding region: 1609-2616 (335 amino acids)
Source: RefSeq, a predicted model, not a curated record